AAAGUUUUGACGUUUUCUUCACUUCAGGCAGUCGUCCCGAGUCUUGUGAUCAGUUUUUUGGAAAAGUUGUGGAAAUUUGCCAAGUUUCGCUGAUAAAUCGUCGCUUUUUCCCUUUCCGAAGCAGUAAAAGCAGCUCUCCAACGUUCCAAAAUGCCGAUCUGUGGACCCAAACUGUCGCUCUGCGGUUUGAUUGUCUCCGUCUGGGGAAUUAUCCAGCUGCUCCUGAUGGGUGUCUUCUACUAUAUCCAUAGUGUGGCGCUUAUUGAAGAUCUUCCCCUGGAGGAACAUUACGAUUCUCCGAAGGAAUUCUAUGCAGCAGCCGAUGUGGCUUACAGUCAGAAUGCCUACAAUUGCUGGAUCGCUGCCUGCAUCUACGUCCUGACUCUGGUGUUUUCCGGUCAGCAAUUCUACGCCAACAGUCGCACAACUGUUGCUUAAAUCUAUUGCAAUAGUUUUAACGGCUUUUUAAAGCAGUCGUAUCCCCGUUCUUGAUUGUAUUCAGAAUUGUACAUAUUUCUUCCUACCAGUAAUUGGACUACACUGUUUGAAGGCAGAUAUAAUAUUCUCAUAAAAUCAUCAAUAAAAAUGCGAAAAAGAGCCACAUUCCCAGGAUAUCGUUUCGUUUCCCCUUAUUUUAGAAUAUAUUCGUCGUAAACAAAUUCAGUAUCAUUUUCUUAUUUCAACAGGUCUGUGUAAUAACCGAAGACAUAAAUAUGUAGAUCAAGUAUUAAAGAACAAAUAUAUAAAUGGGAAAAUGUUCAGUUAAAA
Aedes aegypti (yellow fever mosquito) is the source of this 768-nucleotide messenger RNA. RefSeq names its product ribonuclease kappa. Bases 151 to 438 code for a protein of 95 amino acids. The transcript has 3 exons. Lineage: Eukaryota; Metazoa; Arthropoda; Insecta; Diptera; Culicidae. Gene Ontology annotation, molecular function: RNA endonuclease activity. The record is from RefSeq and is a predicted model, not a curated record.